CUCCAUACUUUAAUUGCUUUAUUCCAGGACUCCAUUCAACACACGUCUUCUUCUCUUCCUAGCCUCCUCCUCCUCCUCCUCCUCCAUAAAUACUUACAUAUAUAUAUAUAUAUAUAUGUAUGUAUAUAUCCAUGUACGAAGAAACCAGACUACAACAAUCUGAGACUCCAAUAUUUCUCUCCCAACGCUGCCAAUGAGGAGAAACAUUUCCACUCUCAUUGCAAUUGUGUUCGCCACUGCUUUCCUCCUCCAUUUUUGUUCAGCUCUCAAGGAGGGACAAACAUGUGCAGCAGACAAAAACUGCGAUUCCGGCUUACACUGCGAAACUUGCAUCAGCAAUGGAAAUGUACGGCCUCGGUGCACUCGUAUCAAACCCAUUAAUCCCACUUCUCAGGUAAAAGGGUUGCCAUUUAAUCGGUAUUCAUGGUUGACAACCCACAAUUCAUUUGCGAAGUUGGGUGACAAGUCGGCCACCGGCUCUAUUAUACUAGCUCCAACUAAUCAGCAGGACUCCAUUACCAGCCAGCUCAAUAAUGGCGUUCGAGGCUUAAUGCUUGAUAUGUAUGACUUCCAAAAUGAAAUUUGGUUAUGUCAUUCCUUUGGUGGCCAGUGCUACAACUACACCGCUUUUCAACCUGCCAUUAAUGUUCUAAAAGAAAUUCAAACAUUUCUGGAAGCAAACCCAACAGAGAUAGUGACCAUCAUAAUUGAAGACUACGUUACAUCUCCAAAGGGUCUGACAAAGGUGUUUGAUGCAGCUGGGUUGAGAAAAUAUUGGUUCCCACUCUCAAGAAUGCCAAAAAAUGGUGGAGAUUGGCCAACAGUUGAUGAUAUGAUCCAGAAAAAUCAGCGUCUGGUUGUUUUCACUUCCAAGGCAAGCAAGGAGGCUUCCGAAGGGAUUGCCUAUGAGUGGCGAUAUGUCGUAGAAAAUCAAUAUGGAAAUGGUGGAAUGAAAGCUGGGAAGUGCCCAAACAGGUCGGAAUCAGCUGCCUUGAAUACAAAAUCUAGAUCAUUAGUGCUGGUGAACUAUUUCAGAGAUGUACCAGAUUUGGCUCAAGCUUGCAAGGAUAAUUCAGCUCCAUUGCUAAAUAUGGUGAAUACUUGUUAUGAAGCUGCUGGAAAACGAUGGCCCAACUUCAUAGCCGUCGAUUUUUACAAGAGGAGUGAUGGUGGGGGAGCCCCAGAAGCAACAGAUGUGGUAAAUGGUCAUUUAGUAUGCGGCUGUGGAAACAUUGCCAACUGCAAGGCAAAUACGAGUUAUGGAGUUUGUGACAUACCAGAGGCUGGUGUAGCACCUGGAACUAAAGGAGUGGCUAAUGAAAUCGGAUCUGCUCACGGCCUUCGUACACCAUUCCCAUUCCUAUGGUUGCUAGGGACACUUCUUAUGACCAUUCUCUUGUAAUUUUUCAUUGUAUAUUGAUUAUUAAUUGUUUUUUUUUU
Ziziphus jujuba (common jujube) is the source of this 1440-nucleotide messenger RNA. Its product is annotated as PI-PLC X domain-containing protein At5g67130. The coding region runs from base 194 to 1402 and encodes 402 amino acids. Gene Ontology annotation, biological process: lipid metabolic process. The record is from RefSeq and is a predicted model, not a curated record. The transcript is spliced from 9 exons. Gene Ontology annotation, molecular function: phosphoric diester hydrolase activity. Lineage: Eukaryota; Viridiplantae; Streptophyta; Magnoliopsida; Rosales; Rhamnaceae.